Messenger RNA from Anolis sagrei ordinatus, 2728 nucleotides. The record is from RefSeq and is a predicted model, not a curated record. NCBI's taxonomy places the organism in Eukaryota, Metazoa, Chordata, Lepidosauria, Squamata, Anolidae.
CAGCCAUAUGUUCAGCAGCUUCGACGCUCGGAUUACAGCGUUCCAAUCUUUUCCAGCCUUUCUGGACCGAACAUCUCCAAAAAUGACAGAUGGCAGACGCUCCUCCCAUUGUGGGCAGAGUUUGAAGGACCCGACCCCUCUUUUUCAGACUUUGGGGAUCCCAGUCCUGCUCCUUUUGGGUUCUUGUGCAAAGACGGCAAGCAAAGGCCCUUGAGUCCGACGGAAGGAAUAACCUAGGAAGCAGUGAAGCGGAGGAAAAGUAAACCAAGGGCUGCUCCAUCUCCGAAUCCUUUGCCUCUUUGGACUUUCCUGCUUGAGGGUCGUUUAGACGAGAAGAUCCACCAAUGGAAGACGGGCCGAUCACCAUCAAAAAGAACCGCAGAGUGAAGCCCAAAGGUCACUUCCGUUUUCAGGCACAGAAUUACGAAAAUGAGCCCUUCGUUUCCUGCCUGUCGGGAUUCUACAGUGGUCGGUGGAAGCGGUACGAGCGGAACAGAGUGAGGCCGGGGAAGUCCUGCUGCAACGUGGCAGAGGGCAUCUUUUUGAUGCUGCUGAUCACCACCUUCUCCUUGUGGCUCAUCUUUACAUACCUCUGGAGUCAAACGAAGAAUGACUACUACGCCUUUGACGAGUACAGCUUUGACAACAUGGGCUUCUGGUUUCAGUGGUCUGUUUUCCUCCUAAUAAUAUGUUCGUUCAUCCUCUCCUACCUUUCUUUCUUAAUGAUCCUAGCAGUGUGCCUGCUGACAAACACUCAACAGUUGUAUCUGCACUGGAUUCACAAGAUGGGGACAUUGUCCACCUUUGGUGUCGCCAUUACUGCUUUUACCAUUAUACAAACUCUGUGGAGUUCGCAAUGGACAACAGUCUACCUGUCCUUUCAGAUCUCCGCUCCUUUUUUCCACUUUUUUUCCAUCGUCGUCAUGAUCUUCCUGGCUUGGCCGGUGGGAAAGCAUUUCUUUCAGGUGGAAAACAAAGUCUUGCAGGGGUUUAUCCUUACUCCAUACCUGGCCGUCCUCCUCUUCCUCUUCUUCAUACCUUUGGGGAUGCACUCGCCCUGCAUCCGUGAGGAGGGAACAUUGGGUCCCAAGCCAAAAUUCAUUGCCCACAGAGGAGCUCCACAGAUGGCACCCGAGAAUACAGAAAUGUCAUUUCGUAAAAGCCUAGAGUUUGGCGUUGUUGGUUUGGAGACAGAUGUCAGAAUUAGCUACGACGGUGUCCCGUUCCUUAUGCACGAUAGGACUUUAAAAAGGACGACCAAUAUUGACGCCAUGUAUCCCGAUAUGGCGGACGUGGAUGCUUCCAUGAUGACUUGGUCAAAGCUGCAGGAGCUCAAUGCAGGGGACUGGUUCUUUGAGAGAAGGCCAUUUUUAUACAUGCCCACACUCUCUCCUGAGGAGGAAAAAUUGGUGAGGAACCAGAAAAUUUUCAAGUUCACCGAUUUCCUGAAUCUUGCUGACCAGGAGAACAAACGUGUCAUAUUUGAUCUUUUCCGACCUCCAAGAUCUCACCCGUACUCGACUAAUUAUAUUAAUGUCACCUUACAAGCAAUUCUACAUGAUUCACAGAUUAGACACAAUUUGGUGCUAUGGUUGCCGGAGCUAAACCGAUCUUACGUCCAGUCUGUGGCUCCCGACUUCCAAUACACUUCACCUAGAAUACGUUCUGUGAAGGACCUCCAGAGAAAAAACAUCAAUCACCUCAAUGUGAACUAUCGAAAUUUACGUUACAUGAAUAUUCGGGAAUAUGAGAAAGCCAACAUCACAGUCAACCUCUGGGUAAUCAAUGAGCCGUGGCUGUUCUCCUUGGCCUGGUGCUAUGGAGUCCAUUCUGUAACCACCAACCGUGCACACAUUAUGCACGAUCUGAAAGAGCCUUUAUUUCUCAUGACACCGCAGAACUUCAUGAGAAUGUGGAUGGUAACAGAUGCGUUGGCUGUUGUCCUCAUUGGUCUCUUAUUCGGCAUGCACUGGUGGAGAGAGGUGGGCGCCUACUGCUGUGAAGCUGAGAGCGACGAGUCCCUUGAGGAAGGCACAUGCAGCAAAUUUGGAAGAGAAGUUGGCGGAUUGUCUACUGUCAUCGAAGAGUCAGAGACAACGAUUGUGGGAUAGAGAAUUGAAGCGGAAGAAUCUUCCCCAUCUGUGAGCUGGCCCUCAAGGACAUGAGCAAUUUGAUGGAGAUGGCCCUGACUAGAGCGUCUUGGAUGCCGCUUGGAUUUUCAUGGACACCGAGUCAAGAUCCAUGGCCUGGAUUUUCAUGUCUGGAAGCUCAAAGAACACAUCUUCCUUCUUUCUUGCCCUGGAGACUUUUUACAUAUUUUUAGAAGAGGAGAAAGCUGGCAGAUUCCAUCUGGAGACGAUUCCCCAUCCUUGUGCAGCACGGAGAGUUCCCCUGGUCUUGGAAUCAUUCGGGCGGGGAAAGCCAUUCCCUUCCUGGCCUUUCAGCAACAGAGAGACUGCAUUCGUAUAACUCUUGCCAGUGAAAGAUUUUGUGAAAAUGUAGUUACUUCUACCAGUAGCUUCAUGUUGAAUCUAAGGCUCCAUAAGACGUUGGCUAUUCCAGCUUGCAGGUGCCUCAAAGGGAAAGAGGUCUAUAGAUAAUGUUUUUCUACAUUUGGAACAUCCUUUGUAAUGUCUCCGUUUUUUUAAAAAACGUAUUUAAAUUUGUAUAUAGAACAUUUGAUUUUUAACAUGUGUGUGGGGGAAAAUAAACUUUAUCCAUGAAAGAA